AUGAGGGCGUUCCAGAUUCUUUCUGCAGCCCUGGUGGCGACGGCCGCCAGGGGCCAGAUUCUGUCCAGCUAUCCAAGUUACGGCGGCUAUGGCAAACACUUAUAUGGACUCGGUAUCGGCGGAGUCUCGUACGGGGCCAGUUACACGCUUCCGGUGAGCGGUGGUAUUAGCUACGCUACACCUGCCGCUGUUUCGCGUUCCUCCCGCACGCUGGUGUCGUCUGCUCCAGUAGCUUCCGUAGCCGCUCCGGUAGCCGCUCCGGUUGUUUCGGUAGCUGCGCCAACUAUUUCGCCGGCUGCUGCUAUCUCUGUGGGUGCUGCUGCCCCAACUGUUUCUUACAUUUCCGGCUCGCAAGGCCUUGGUGGACGUGUUGCUUAUAGUGGCCUUGGCGGAGGCGUUACCUAUGGUGCUAAUGGAUCUGGUGGAGCCACCGUAACCGGCUCCGGCGAAGGCAUCCGCUCGCACGAGAUCCACACUGGCGGAUCCGGAAACACCAUCCGUGUUGAAGAGUACAAGGCCGGUGGCCAGGUUAUCCGUGUCCACGACGGACCGCGGCGCGGUACUCAGGUCAUCGAUGUCCAGGGACCGAUCGCUCCUGAAAACCACAUCCGUCUUGUUUCACGCACCGGUGCUACCCAGAUUGACCGUGCUACUUACCAGGACCCCCACGUUCAGGUGUUCGACGUUGCCAACCCGCCGCUGCCCGGAGACCGCGUCAUCAAUAUCCGCAAGGCUCCCGCUCCUCCUGCUCAAGUUGAGCUGAUCGCCGAGCAGCAGCAAGCCGCUCCCGAAAUCAUCGUUGGCGGUGACGAACCCAACAUUCAAAUUCAGCAUGUUGGUGGAGAAUCGAUUGGCGGUCGAAUCGUGGCUGCCCCAGCUGUCUCUGUAGGUGCGCCUGCCCCUGUUAGCUCUAUCAUCGGCUUUCAUUCUACCCCUGCAGUCUCUAUAGCUGCGCCUGCUGUUGCCGCGGCCGUUCCUACCUCGACCUACGCUACUGGUAUCAGUGCUGCCCCCGUUGUCUCCUACUCUACCGGUUACGAUUCCAUCUACGGAACUGGAAUCGGUUACGGCUAUUCUGCCCCCUCCUUUUCGUACGGAACUUCCUACAUGUCUGGAUAUAGCACCGGAUCGGGUCUCAAUGGAAGCUCUUUCGGGUCGACUGCCAUCCUUCAUACAACAAAGAGCUCCGCAUGA
Varroa destructor (honeybee mite) is the source of this 1194-nucleotide messenger RNA. RefSeq lists its product as uncharacterized. The record is from RefSeq and is a predicted model, not a curated record. NCBI's taxonomy places the organism in Eukaryota, Metazoa, Arthropoda, Arachnida, Mesostigmata, Varroidae.